Molecule: messenger RNA, 501 nt
Organism: Closterium sp. Naga37s-1
Lineage: Eukaryota; Viridiplantae; Streptophyta; Zygnematophyceae; Desmidiales; Closteriaceae
Source: the annotation of a GenBank genome assembly
GUGUCACCAGCGGGAUUCGCCCACAUGACAUCCCUGCUGCUGCCCCUAACCGCCAAUCGAAUGCUGCUCAUUCUUGAAGGAGGGUACAACCUCCUCUCCAUUGCCUCCUCAACUGCUGCUGUGAUUCGAGUCCUUCUGAACCAACCCCCUCCGCCCAUCAGUGCACCCUUCACCCCGUCACCUCCAGCCAUGGCUGCCAUUCUCCUAGCAUCUGCUGCCCUUCGCCCUUUUUGGAAGGACGCAGCAGCAGCAGCAGCAGCAGCAGCAGCAGCAGCAGCAGCAGCAGCAGCAGCAGCAGCAGCAGCAGCAGCAGCAGCAGCGAGAGCACGUGAGACGGAGAGUGUGGGGCAGGGCACGAAGGGGGAGGGCGGGCAGGGUGCAAGCGCAAGCGCGAGGCCAAUGGCAGCAGGUGCGGGUGCGAGUGGGGAUUCGCUCGUUCCCCUCGUGGUGGGUGCUGCGCCGCGUGCACAUGCCGUGGCAUCUGAGCCUGCUCAACAGUAA